CAAUUGAUCUGCACGCCAUCGCUCGUGACCCCCUACUUCAAUCUCUCCUUCAGCAAGUUUCUCCACGUUGGCCUCGCUUACUUCUUCACACCUUGUGCGCAGCAUGAACUCGGCCGAUGGAGUCCUUUGAUGCGGAGAUUGAUUCUGUUUUGGACAGUCUGCCUUUCUCCGCACCCUGCUCUAAUCUCUCCGAUUCUUUGUUUUUGAGCGAGGAGAUCGAUACCAUCGACGAGCAGUGGUGGCAACAGCUUACUCUACCUUCUCCGAAACACGAGGGAGGGUUAGAGGAUCCAGAAGAGGGGGCUUUCCUCGCUGAUGAGAACACCGGUUGUGGUGCUAUCUCCUCUUCCUGCUCUUCGCCAAAUGUUACCUCUACUUCACAACCCGAUGUUGCCGCUGCUCCCUCAUCUUCGCUUACCAAGCGGAGUGCUGAUUCCAGCCCUGAAUUCGAACAAGAUGAUCCUAAACGGCUCCGGAGGUUAGAGAAGAACAGGGAAGCCGCCUCCCAGUCACGAGCUCGUAAGAAAUCCUACAUGAAGGAUCUUGAAGUCAAAUGCCGGAUGCUAGAAGCGCACGUAGCACACCUUCAACGAGUCAUGACAAUGACGUCAAUGGAGAAUGCGGCGCUUAAGGAUGAGCUUGUCCGCGUGAAGAAACCCAAGGAUAGUGUCAAGACCGGUGUCGCAGAGCCUGCAGUGCUUGAAAGCAACUCCCUGCCGUCGGAGUUCCUGCGCCACCUUUCAUGCCAUUACCCUUUCCCCCAGCAGGUUCCUUCCCCUACCGCUGGCCACUUCCAAAAGUUUCUUCUCACCCUGCUGCAGCUACUAAUGCUAGCAGCAGUAAGCGGGUUAAGAGGUCCUCAAAAUAGUCUACCCCAGCCAAUUCGCGAGGUAGUGUCUUCCAUUCCAAUGAGUAUGGAGCUCUACCGUGCAAUUGAAGGUGGUAUUCUGGGGAAAACGCACCUUCGGAGGAAGAAGACCCAUCUUCAAUACGACUCCAAUUUUAGAUGGCGUGGUCGUUCGUCGGAACGGAGACCAUCAAGAAGGAAAUGUCGGAGGGUUAAGCGUCUUCGCUCUUCGCAGAUACUUUAGAAUUUUUGAGUAGCACAUUUUUUUAGCAGUGUACAUGUACAGCAUACAGAUGCCCGAGACAUCAAUAUUUUUCUUUUCGAGUAUUUUAAUAA
Molecule: messenger RNA, 1183 nt
Organism: Physcomitrium patens
Lineage: Eukaryota; Viridiplantae; Streptophyta; Bryopsida; Funariales; Funariaceae
Biological process (GO): regulation of DNA-templated transcription
Molecular function (GO): DNA-binding transcription factor activity
Source: RefSeq, a predicted model, not a curated record